Messenger RNA from Drosophila nasuta, 400 nucleotides. RefSeq lists its product as uncharacterized. NCBI's taxonomy places the organism in Eukaryota, Metazoa, Arthropoda, Insecta, Diptera, Drosophilidae. Bases 1 to 357 code for a protein of 118 amino acids. The transcript has a single exon. The record is from RefSeq and is a predicted model, not a curated record.
AUGUGCUACUACUGCUGCUGCCGCCAGCAGUUUGUGGUCAUACUGGUCUGCCUGCUCUAUAUCCUGCUCGUUCUCAUCUUUUUCAUCAACGUUUUUCUCGCCGAUCGCAACAUGAUGCGUGCCAAUGGCAAUCCCAUGAUGACCGGCGGUCCAUCCGGAGGUGUCGGUGGCAUGCCGGGCAUGCAUCCGGGACACCAUAAUCCGUACGAUAUGCACGGCUAUCAUCACUACAACAACUAUCAUCCGCAAAUGGAUCCCAAGCAACAGCAGCAGCAGCCAACACGCAAGACACCCAAUCAACAGCAGGCAGAACAGGAUAUUUACUACUAUUUCAAUCAUGUAUUCAGGCGGCGAUGAAUUACAUACACCCACAUACGCGUAUAUAUAUAAAUACAUAUAA